Messenger RNA from Salvia hispanica, 858 nucleotides. The record is from RefSeq and is a predicted model, not a curated record. NCBI's taxonomy places the organism in Eukaryota, Viridiplantae, Streptophyta, Magnoliopsida, Lamiales, Lamiaceae.
AUGACAUUACCCCCGCCAUGUCCUAACCAUGACAAGAGGAGAUGGGAGGAAAGUAGGAUUCCCUAUGACAACAAGCGAUACCGCCCCACUCAGAACAGGCCGCCGUACGGAGGAGGACAGACUUCGUUCAAUCCAAGGAACGACCCCCGUGCCAGACCGCCUCAGUGUAACGUUUGCGCCAGGUACCAUUUCGGGGAGUGUAGAGGACCGAACCCGACCAGGUGCUUCGACUGCAGAGGGAAUGGUCACUUCUCUAGGGAGUGUCCGAGUAGGAACGUAGGAAUCGGGUUGAGGCAGAACCAACAAGGCAUCCGUCAGCAGCCGAGGGCGCCACCUACGGGCUCGGGAACAAACCGAGAUCAACCACUACGGCUGCAGCAGCCUGUCCGCCCAAGACUUCCCGCCCCGGCUAGAGCGUACGCUAUAGAGCAGAAGCAGCCCAAGGUCGAGCAAGGAAAGCCCGAGAGUGGAAAUCUAGCAGGUAUAGGCGAAAUCCUUGAUACCCCUAUUGUUGUUUUGUUCGACACAGGCGCAUCUCAUUCGUUCAUCUCUGAGUUAUGUGUGCAUACCUUGAGCUUGCCUACUAGGAAGUCUGAACAUAGAAUGAUGGUGUCCUCACCAGUAGGAGGAUUGGUUGAGAUCUCUCGUUUUUGCUUGAACGUAGAAAUCGUACUAGGAGAACUUAAGUUAGUUGCUCACGACCUGCGAGUUAUGGCGAUGAGAGACGUUGACGUAAUCUUAGGAAUGGAUUGGUUAACUGAGAACUUUGCGACGAUUAGUUGUAAGAAGCGACAGAUAACCCUACAAACCCCAGGUGUGGAACCCGCCGUGUACCACGGAAUCUCGAUGAACCGAUGA